AUGUUUAUUGAAUCACAUAUAAAUGAAAUGUACCUUAACAGUUUUGCAUUGAAACAUUUUCGAUGUUCCCUCAUGCACUUAGAAUUAAUCCAAAUUGAAAGAGAAAAGCAAUCAGCUUCACCAUUGACUCAAUGGUCACCAUUCAUGAAGAAUUUAGCGAUCGUCUUUGACCUAAUCAAUAUUUUAACGAAUAAAAUAAAACCUUGUCAAUGGCCUGAAAUAUUUUUUGCUGAAUCAAAAGAGAUUCUUGGCGAAAGCCUUACGUUGACGAAAGAAGUGUUUGAGACAGCUCAUAGUCACUUUGAUAGGACUGCUGAUGACCAAUUAAUUAAAUUUAUGAAUCAAAAUAUUAAACUCAACGAAAAUGCAUGGUCACAUGAAUCUGCUAUCGAUUUCAUCAAAACUCUAUCAAAUGAGUCAACUCCUGAUUCGACCGCGUAUGCUUCAUUUGCUUCCUUAUGUAAUAUACCAUCAGUGUGUAUACAAACGCGUGUGAAAUUUUUCUAUUUAUUCAACAAUUUUCUCGCAAAGAUCUUACCAAGGAUAGAUUUUAGCGUACCACCAGGCAUUAGUUUUAUUGCAGAUCGAAUUCGUUCUAUACGGCAUUGUAUAUUAUUUGCAGUAAAAUUUGAAAUAUUCAGUGCAGCUUUAGAAAAAACUGCGAAUGAUUCAGACACAUCCGAUGUCAAUUUUGACAUUGUCAAAGCUAGCGUAGCUGAAAAGCCUGAAAAUACAAUGUUCUAUCAGGCAUAUAUACAAUUGCAAUCAACUGCGUCUUGGAUAUUUCGACGGUCGCCUAAUGAACGAGCCUGGAAGGCAACGUACGUUGGUAUGUUUAGUAACGAUCAAGGCGGACCCUAUCGAGAUUCAAUAACACGCAUUUGUGCUGAUAUAUGUAGUACACGAUUACCAUUAUUUAUUCUUUGUCCAAAUGGACGAGUAAAUAUCGGUUCGAAUCGUGAUCGAUGGAUUCCAAAUGUUUUCCCGCCGAACCGAUCCAUACCAACUGAUAUCAAAAAUCAAUAUCGUUUUGUUGGACAACUCAUGGGCAUGGCAAUAUAUACGAAACAAUACUUAGAUGUUCGAUUUCCAAUUUUACUAUGGAAACAAUUGCUACACGAAGAAGUAACGAUUGAAGAUAUUGAAGCUAUUGACAUUUCAAGUUUUGCAAUUAUCAAUAAAAUGGAAGAAAAUAUUCGAAAAGUAAAAACUCUCAAUACUUGUAAUGAUGGUGAUGUAAAUAACAAUGGCGACUAUUUAUUUAGUAGUAUUAUGACUGAACUCACAUUUGAUGUUGUCAGUUCGACAGGACAAACUUAUGAACUUAUCCCAGGUGGUUUUCGUAUACCAAUAAAUACUGCAAAUUUCGAAGAUUACUGUAUGCAUUAUCGUCAAUAUCGUAUUAAUGAAUUUCAUCGACAAAUUGAAUUCAUUCGUCAAGGUUUAUAUAGUGUCGUACCAUGGGCUAAUAUGACUUUAUUUACAGCUCAUGAAUUAGAAGAAGCUGUUUGUGGCAAAGGUUAUAUUGAUAUUGAAAUGCUAAAACGUCAUACACGUUAUAAAAACGAUAGUGCAUCUUCGCAACGUAUUCAGCAAUUUUGGUCAGUUUUUAGUGAAAUGUUUUCUGAAGAACAGAGAAAACUAUUUUUAAUAUUUGUUUGGGGACGAAGUACGGUGCCGUAUAGAGAUGAAGAUUUUUCGACAAAGUUCACUAUAUCAAAUCUCCAAACAAGUGGCGAUGUUGAUAAACUUCUUCCUAAAUCGUACACAUGUACCUUCACUCUUCACUUGCCUGCAUAUUCAACUAAAGAGAUUAUGUAUGAACGUUUAAAUUAUGCGAUUACUUAUUGCUCUAGUAUCGAUACCGAUGGACGUAUGAACUAG
Molecule: messenger RNA, 1884 nt
Organism: Rotaria socialis
Lineage: Eukaryota; Metazoa; Rotifera; Eurotatoria; Philodinida; Philodinidae
Source: the annotation of a GenBank genome assembly